AUGCAACAGCCAUCAUCCACAGAAGAACCCAUCUCUCCCUCCUCCUCAUCUCCAUCGACAUUAACAAUUUCCUCAUCAUCACCCUCUGUGACCAUCAAAUCUUCACAAAUCUCAUCUUCGGAGACACUGAACAGCACUCCAAAAUUGUCCAACACUCAUCAGGAGCCAACGAUAUCAUCAUCUUUAGACUCAUCAACGGAAAAUCAAAAUUCCAAAUCGGUUCAUCAUCCUUCGACGUCCUUCUUCAUCAUGAACGACCAAUUAUUGGAAAAAAAUAAAGAACUCGUGGUUACCACAACGAACCAAGAAGAAGAACAAGGGAGCCUUAUCAUUUCAUCCCAACAAGAUUUUUCAUCAUCAUCCUUACAAGAAGAAGUAACAACAACAACAACAACGAGAAUAUCUAUAACCAGCUCGGAAGAGCAUCCAACACAAAAUAACAACAGUAAAACGGUGUUAUCGGAACCACGAGGCUCCUCUCAACUGCCAAAGGAAAAUUCAAUAUUUACACACACAACAACGUCCGGUACAACGAUUAGCACGACUAGCUCAUCAUCGGAAUUGAGAAAGAGAAAAAAGAAUUUAGAACGGUCAUUGUUAGACAGGAAUAUCAUCAUGUACAGUAGUGGUAAUAGGGGAGAUGGAUAUUUAAAUUCUCCUCAUAAUAGAAGCUCUUCAUCAUUGGAUGGAGUUUUUGACGUCAUUACUGAUUAUUAUUAUAAUGGAGAGAAGAAUACAGAAGAGAAUGGUCUACAUGAAGACCAUGAACAACAUCAUUUACUGAACGCCUCGGAACAGGGUGGCUUUUCAUUGGAGGAUGGAAAAAUAGAGAAUAUGGAAACAAUAAUGACAAGUGAAGAUACCACGCAACAAGCUCUGGAUUCCAAAUCAGACACUCAUUCUAUUGAAGAAGAGAACCAUGAAAAAGCAACUCUGGUGAAACAAGAAACGUCAUCUUUGGAAGAAACUUCAACUACAAUCAUUGUGGGUGAUUAUGAGAAAUUUGUGUACCGAAUAUCACCAAAAUUUGAGAAUUAUUUUAAAACAUUUGACGACAAAAUAAUUGCAACAAUUCAAUUCAAACCUAAUAUUGUGUUUUUCAUUUUGAGCAUGAUUGUAACAGCAAUGACAACAAUUGAAAUUGGAAUUUUAGCUCCUGUUGUGUUGUACAUUCUUGGGAUUGAUCAUUUUGCAUCCUAUACCAUGUGGAUAAUUUUAACAUUGAGUAUGCUCAGUCAAUUACCAAAGCGGUUCAUGUUUCGAGUACGGCCUUAUUUAGCCUCACGAGCAAAAUGUAUUGCAAAAGAUAAGACAAGCUCUUUUCCAAGUCGUGCAGUAACAUGUUCUGUGGUGUAUGCAUUCCUGGUGUGCUACUUUAUUCGAUGUGUCACAAGUGGAGAGUCUAUGAGUGACGUGAUAUUUUGGAUUUGGUGUAUACCAUGUUGUUUCUUUAGUGUCAUUGCCGCCAGUGCAGCUAGAAUUUACCUUGGCGUCCAUUAUCCAAGUGAUUGUCUAUUUGGAGCCCUACAAGGAUUGCUUUCAAUUAUUUUGGGAACCAUCUGUUACAUGAUUCAUUUAAGUAUUUGCACCACGUGUGCUGGAAAUUCUGAUUCAACCAUAUAUUGGAACGGCUUGAUGCCAUGUUAUGCAUCUCUCGAAGAAUCUGUGAAUCUCAUUACUGAAGUUGGGAGAAGUAACCUCUCUCAUGUGAACUGGUAUUUGUUUUGUAUACUGAGUAUUGGAUCUCUAUUGGUUGGAAUUUUGUUUGUCAUCAAACCCAUUCAAUUUUACACAAAAUUUCAUCACGUCUUUAGUAUGCUUGCUCCUUGUUUAACUUUUCAAUAUUGUUUCCUCUGCCCCACUUUAUCCUUGAAUGGAGUUGCAACCAUUCCUAAGCCCUCUCUCUUUCCGCCAUGGUUUUCCUACCUUUAUGCGACAAUUGUUGGAAUUGUUUUCACAGCUGCUGGUAUGAAAUCUCCAAAGAAGUACAGCCUUAUUGCAUUUCCCAUUCUCUACAUUUUAGUAUUUUGUGCCUUAUUCUUUUGGAGAUCGUGUAUUUUUCAACAAUCCUCGUGA
Molecule: messenger RNA, 2076 nt
Organism: Naegleria lovaniensis
Lineage: Eukaryota; Heterolobosea; Eutetramitea; Acrasida; Naegleriidae
Exons: 6
Coding region: 1-2076 (691 amino acids)
Molecular function (GO): sphingosine-1-phosphate phosphatase activity
Source: RefSeq, a predicted model, not a curated record